AUCUUCAGUGACUCAACGCAGUUAAUUCAUGGGGUUGGGAUUGCACCUGGUCUCCUGAAAUUAUUGGUAUUUGCUGAUGAAGUAUCGGAAUUCUGUGACACAGGAAUACCCUUUCUACUGAUAUAGACUACCAUUUAUUCAAGGUUAUAAAAUCGUAGGAGAGGAUUAACGUUAAAACGAACUUUAUGCUUCAUCAUUAAUUGCGUGUAUGAAAUUGAAGGAACAAUGCGAUGUUGUUGACGUCGGUAUAGUUCAGCGACGGUGUGGUAAUCCAGCGCUGCAUCCAUCGAAAGUAUCAGAGGAAAUUCGAUCGUUUCCUGGCGAUUAUAAGGGCAAAUCUCCCUGAUUUUAUCAAUUAAUACUUUCUGAUAGUGUGUUUUGUUAUCUCUUCAUCAUGGGUGAUUAUAAUUACGGAAACCCACCGCCUUACAGCACAAAUCCACCGCCUUCUUCAGCGCAAGCCUAUUAUUCACCACCGGGACCCGGCGGUGGAUACGCGACUGACUACCCGAAUGCAUACAGUGCACCUCCUCCUCAGGCUGCCGCAACGGCCCCACCGAUAACUCCUCAGUCUUCUGUUCAGAGAAACGCCGCCGUACCACAAGCUCAACCCAACCGGAGCCGGGUGCAAAAGAAGAAGAAACAACAGCAGCAACAGCAGCAACUUCUUCAGCAACAACAGGCCAGGCCCAAAAUGACACGACAAAGCAGUGCCCCAUCACAAAUUAGUCUCUGCACAAAAUACUCACUGUUCUUUGCAAAUUUUAUAUUUUGGCUUGCUGGUGUUGGACUUAUAGCAAUAGGAGUCUGGGCAUGGCUAGAUAGGGGCUUCUUUGGGAACCUAGAUCAGUUUGUCACAUCAUGGUACCUGGAUCCCAUACUAUGGUUUUCGCUCGUUGGUGUCAUCAUCUUCUUCAUGGCCACGUUCGGUUGCAUUGGUGCACUCCGAGAAAAUAUUUGCCUUCUGAAAACAUACAGCACAGUUCUUGGUCUGAUGUUGCUUCUAGAAAUCGGAGGAGGAGUUGCUAUCUAUUUCUACAGAAAUCAAAUUGAGCAGUUUGUGACAAACAGGAUUGAUGAUGUUGCUAUUGAGAACUACAGGGACAAUGCUGACUUUCAAGAUAUUAUUGAUGGCUUCCAAACCGGGUUGAAAUGUUGUGGAGUGAACGGCUACGAUGACUGGAACAUGAAUGUCUACUUCAACUGCACUACAGUAGUCGGACGUUACAAUCCAGAGGCAUGUGGAGUACCCUUCUCUUGCUGUGUGCCAGACCCUGCAGAUACUACUGAUGUAGUCAAUACACAGUGCGGGUAUGGUGUGAGAGAAGAAGACCAGCGUAAUAGCCUUUCAGAGAGGAUCUAUGAGCAGGGAUGCAUCUCUGCCUUGAAGACGUGGCUUUCCACCAAUCUUGUAGUGGUAGCUGUUGGCGCUGGUGCCAUACUACUUGUACAGAUCUUUGGAUUCUGCUUCGCAACUUCCCUCGCAAGCGACAUCAGACGUCAAAUGUCGACUUGGAGACAGCGUCCUUGAGGCAAGCUACCGGUGGCACAUGUGGUCCGAGAAUUUUUUUUUGGUACAACCAUGCUCCGAGUUUGACUACAAAAGUGUAAAUGGCCUAUUAGUAAUGGAAUACUCAAGGCAAAUCCUGGCUUAGACCGGAACUUAUUUGAUACAUGGGAAAUGGUUGUAUAUUCUUGA
Strongylocentrotus purpuratus (purple sea urchin) is the source of this 1699-nucleotide messenger RNA. Its product is annotated as tetraspanin-17. Bases 395 to 1531 code for a protein of 378 amino acids. Gene Ontology annotation, biological process: protein maturation; protein localization to plasma membrane; regulation of vascular endothelial growth factor signaling pathway. Gene Ontology annotation, cellular component: membrane. The transcript is spliced from 9 exons. NCBI's taxonomy places the organism in Eukaryota, Metazoa, Echinodermata, Echinoidea, Camarodonta, Strongylocentrotidae. The record is from RefSeq and is a predicted model, not a curated record.